AUGGCGUUAGAAUCCUCCUCCAACAAGAAGCCUCUGGGUCCAGGGUCUUUUCCACUUCCUCACCUGUCCUCAGGUACCCGCCUUGCUUUAUCAUAUCCGUCUUGGAUCGGCCAGGAGCCAGGCACCCCACUGUAUGCAGAUGAGAUGGACCAGAAUAGUCCCCGCCUCCUCAGCUCAACGAACCAGAGCGCGCUCAACCCUUACCCAGAGAUGAAACUGAGCAUGCGUAAUGGAGGGAGUGGGGCGCGAAGGGAGUACGUGCCCGAAUGUUGUUUUACGCGUGCGCAGAAAGACUACCCGGCGGUGGCUCGCGGAGCCCGGCUGCGUUUUCAAAAUCAGAGACUUUUACUACUUUGGGGUUCUCCCAAGCACAAAUGCCGAGAGUUUACCACACCUCGAGGGCGGAGAGCCACCAGGCUUGGUUUCCGAUGCCGCCUGUCGAACUUUCGAGAUGUUGAGAGGUUCGCGAACACUAAUAACGGGACGCCGGUAGCCGGGCGAGGAGGACGGCGCGGGGCAGAGCCGAGGAAAGGAGGGGCGGUUCCCGCGGGCUCCAGGGUCGCGGCGACAGCUAGCAGCGGCCCCCCUCGCGGUCCCCGGGCUCGGCGGCGCGGUAGCGGCCCAGUUGUGAGGAGGCGGGGAAGCGAGUGUCCGGCGCCAGCCACGGACGGCAUGGACGUGGGCCCGGACCCUGGGCUGGUGCAGAAGUUCAGCUGCCUGGGCACCGCCGACAAGGACGUGCUCGUCUCUGAGUUCCAGCGGUUGCUCGGCUUCCAGCUCAACCCGGCCGGCUGCGCCUUCCUCCUGGACAUGACCAGCUGGAACCUACAAGGAGCAAUUGGCGCCUAUUAUGACUUUGAAAGCCCAAACAUCAGUGUGCCGUCUGUGUCCUUUGUUGAAGAUGUCACCAUAGGAGAACGGGAGUCGAUAUCCCCUUAUGCUCAAUAUAUAAAAACGCGGCGGAUCCAAAAUUCUGGGGCAGAGGCCUGGCCUCCAGGGGUUUGUCUUAAAUAUGUCAGGGGAGACCAACUUGGACAUGUGAACAUGGUGUUGGUGAGAUUGCUAAACCCCCAGGAGAUUGCAGAUGUCAGCGUCCAGAUGUGCAGCCCCAGCAGAGCAGGAAUGGAUCAGGGACAGUGGCGGAUGUGCACUGCUACAGGACUCUACUAUGGAGAUGUCAUCUGGGUCAUUCUCAGUGUGGAGGCGGGUGGACUUCUAGGAGUAGCACAGCAGCUGUCAUCUUUUGAAACGGAGUUCCACACACAGCCACAUCGCAAGGUAGAAGGAAACUUCACCCUGUUUGCCUCUCCCCAAAAGAACCGACAGUCAGAUGAAAAAAAAGACCCUGGGGGUUCCGGGUUCGACUCGAUCAGCAAAAACACACGGACUCCCGCGCCUGACCAAACCGAGCAAGAUGAGACUAGACUCCCCCAGAACUCUGUAAAUCUGUCCCCCAGCAGUCACGCAAACAACUUAUCAGUCGUGACUUACAGUAAGGGGCUCCGCGGGCCUUACCCCUUCAGUCAGUCUUAAACGGGUGUCACCAAGAAGAAAAAUUAACGAAAGACACAAGGCUUGACUCUGGGAGGGGAGGGCAAGGGGUUCCUCUGGAUUGCAGACCACAUCGCAGGGACCUGUGGCUCUGACCCCCAUCCUGGAAGAAGAAGAAGAAUCAGAAAGACUAGUUAUGAGUGAACUCAG
This is a messenger RNA of Lagenorhynchus albirostris (white-beaked dolphin), 1701 nucleotides long. Its product is annotated as protein ILRUN-like. Gene Ontology annotation, biological process: macroautophagy. Lineage: Eukaryota; Metazoa; Chordata; Mammalia; Artiodactyla; Delphinidae. Gene Ontology annotation, cellular component: phagophore assembly site. The record is from RefSeq and is a predicted model, not a curated record. Gene Ontology annotation, molecular function: ubiquitin binding.